CUUUACAUCCAAAAGCAAUAUGAAGACUCAUUCAUUGGUUCACACAGGAGAGAGACCUUACAAGUGCAGUACAUGUGGACAAUCCUUUACAUCCAAAGGAUAUAUGAAGAGACAUUCAUUGGUUCACACAGGAGAGACACCUUAUAAGUGCAGUACAUGUGGAAAAUCCUUUACAUCCAAAAUCGAUAUGAAGAAACAUUCAUUGGUUCAUACAGGAGAGAAACCUUUUAAGUGCAGUACAUGUGAAAAAUCCUUUACAUCCAAAAGCAAUAUGAAGACUCAUUCAUUGUUUCACACAGGAGAGACACCUUUUAAGUGCAGUACAUGUGGGAAAUCCUUUACAUCCAAAAGCAAUAUGAAAAGACAUUCAUUGGUUCACACAGGAGAGACACCUUAUAAGUGCAGUACAUGUGGAAAAUCCUUUACAUCCAAAAGCAAUGUGAAGACUCAUUCAUUAGUUCACACAGGAGAAACACCUUAUAAGUGCAGUACAUGUGGAAAAUCCUUUACAUCCAAAGGAUAUAUGAAGACUCAUUCAUUCGUUCACACAGGAGAGACACCUUAUAAUUGCAGUACUUGUGGGAAAUCCUUUACAUCCAAAAGCAAUAUGAAGAAACAUUCAUUAGUUCACACAGGAGAAAAACCUUAUAAGUGCAGUACAUGUGGGAAAUCCUUUACAUUCAUAAGCAAUAUGAAGACUCAUUCAUUGGUUCACACAAGAGAGACACCUUAUAAUUGCAGCACUUGUGGGAAAUCCUUUACAUCCAAAAGCAGUAUGAAGACUCAUUUAUUGGUUCACACAGGGGAGACACCUUACAUGUGCAUUACAUGUGGAAAAUCCUUUAAAUCCAAAGGAUAUAUGAAAAGUCAUUCAUUGGUUCACACAGGGGAGACACCUUAUAAGUGCAGUACAUGUGGAAAAUCCUUUACAUCCAAAAGCAAUAUGAAGACUCAUUCAUUGGUUCAUACAGGAGAGACACUAUAUAAGUAGUUACAUGUGGGAAAUCCUUAACAUCCAAAAGCAAUACAAAGAAACAUUAAUUGGUUCACCCAGAAGAGACACCUCAUAAUUGCAGUACUUGUGGGAAAUCCUUUACAUCCAAAAUCAAUAUGA
Molecule: messenger RNA, 1114 nt
Organism: Macrosteles quadrilineatus (aster leafhopper)
Lineage: Eukaryota; Metazoa; Arthropoda; Insecta; Hemiptera; Cicadellidae
Product: zinc finger protein 708-like
Exons: 1
Coding region: 20-991 (323 amino acids)
Biological process (GO): regulation of transcription by RNA polymerase II
Cellular component (GO): nucleus
Molecular function (GO): DNA-binding transcription factor activity, RNA polymerase II-specific; RNA polymerase II cis-regulatory region sequence-specific DNA binding
Source: RefSeq, a predicted model, not a curated record